Musa acuminata AAA Group (dessert banana) is the source of this 1847-nucleotide messenger RNA. RefSeq lists its product as uncharacterized. The record is from RefSeq and is a predicted model, not a curated record. NCBI's taxonomy places the organism in Eukaryota, Viridiplantae, Streptophyta, Magnoliopsida, Zingiberales, Musaceae. Bases 9 to 1274 code for a protein of 421 amino acids. Gene Ontology annotation, molecular function: L-ascorbic acid binding; oxidoreductase activity, acting on paired donors, with incorporation or reduction of molecular oxygen; iron ion binding. Gene Ontology annotation, biological process: collagen metabolic process. The transcript is spliced from 7 exons.
CCGACCCGAUGACCCUCUCAGGCCCGACCGGUAUCGUCGAUGGAUUUGUGUCGACCGCCGGACGGAUACGAUGCCCUUUUUUGAGCUACGCUUCCAUGGCGGCCAACGCAUCGGAGCAUCCGCGUCGUCUUCUCCGUGGCUUCGUCUCCCCUGAGCUCUGUAAGGAAUUGGAGUUCAUACAUCGGAGCUGCGGCACCGUGGGCUACAGGCCCAGCGUCUUCUCCACCACGCUCCCCCACCUGGCCGCCACCAACUGCGCUCACCUCAUCAUCCCCUUCCUCCCCCUUCGCGACCGCCUCAAGGACACGGUCGAGGAUCUCUUCGGAUGCGAGUUCGAGCUCUUCGUCGAGUUCACCGGCCUCAUCAGUUGGUGCAAGGGAGCAUGUAUCGGAUGGCACAGUGAUGAUAAUAAGCCUUAUCUAAGACAAAGGGACUUUGCGGCAGUCUGCUACUUGAACAGCCAUGAAAAAGAUUUUAAUGGUGGACUUUUUCAUUUUAAAGAUGGGGAACCCUCGUCAAUUGCACCCACUGCUGGAGAUGUUGUGGUCUACACAGCUGAUGAACGCAAUGUUCAUUCUGUAGAUGAGGUAAUCGAUGGUGAAAGACUGACCUUAACUCUUUGGUUCACACGUGACAGUGCACAUGACGAGGACACGAAGCUUAUCAAUCUUCUCUCUCAAAGACUACUAGUUGAACAUAUUGAACCCAAACCUUUCUUGCCUUUGCCGGCAUCAAGUUGUAUGUAUUGGUUGGCCCAGGAGAAGUCUGGAUUUGAUGUACGCUGUGCUAGAGUGAGCAUCCUUGGUUACGACUUCUGUCCAUCCGAAGGCAAAUGUAGCAUGGAUGAUUCACCAUGCGAUCCUCUCGAGCUGCUUGAUGGGAGAUUGUAUCUUGGUAGGGGUGACGAAGUUGUUGACAGAGAAUUUGUCAACAGUCUGCAUGCCUUGCAGGUUGUCCAAUUCUGUGUCUGGAAAGCCGCUGAAUUAGCAACAGAAAGAGAAGUACAUCGUGCAGGAUCGACCAGACCAACUGUUCUCAAGAGAUCAAACAACUUGGAGCUGUUGGUGCCAUGUGAUUACAAACUUGGGGAGGCAAUUUUAGGUGGCAUAUCACGUCAUGACCCAAAACCUUCAUUCAGCUGGGAUGACUUGGUGCUCGGAAUUGCCAGGUGGGAAGAAUACAUGUCUGAAUUGCAUAGAAAAUUGUUGAUUCUUGUUCCAUACUGGUUAUCGAAUCAUACUCUGUCCUUUGUUGAUGCUACUGAGCUUCUAUGACGAGACCAAUAAAGCCGAUAAAGGAGGAGGUUGUAGUAUGAAAUGCUAGAUGCAUUUCCACUGCAAAAUUUUGGGUACUUCACAUCAAUGGUUACACAUCUCCCCGAGCAAAAAUGAGAUGCACUGUUGUGAGCAAAAUCUUGAUCUAAAUGGGGUUGGUUCUUCUCGUAUUUUCAUACACCUUAAUGCAACAUGUCGUUGGUCAUUUAUAUUGUUGUUGUUGGUCAUUUAUAUUCUUAAUGCAACAUGUUGUUGUUGGUCUUAUGGUCGGUUUAUGUCUAUUUCAAUUGUUAUGGUAUUCUGACUUUGUCUUUGGGUCACAAAGCUUAUCUUCUCUCUCGAAGACUGCAAGUUCAACAAAUUGAGCCCAACCCUAUGUUGCCUUUGGUGGCAUCUAGUGUGUAUUGGGUUCCCCAAGAGAAGUCUGGAUUUGAUGUACGAUGUCGUAGAGUGAGCAUCCUUGGGUAUGAUUUCUGUUCAUCCGAAUGCAAAUGUAGCACGCAUGACCCACCAUGUAAUCCUCUCGAACUAGUUGAUGGGAACAAAUAUAUAAUGCAAAAUGUUUAUUGCUUA